This is a messenger RNA of Pelagomonas calceolata, 1998 nucleotides long. The record is from the annotation of a GenBank genome assembly. Lineage: Eukaryota; Pelagophyceae; Pelagomonadales; Pelagomonadaceae.
AGGACGACCGCGAGGCAGCCCGUACACGGCCGCGCUCGAUUGCUAGCGCUGCCACCGAACGUUGGCAAGCCAGCAAUCGAACCCUCCGGCAGCGCUGCGCGCGUCGAGAAGUCCUCGCUGCACGCCGUCGUCGCGUUUAGCCGCGCGCAAAUAAAACCUUGCAAAGAGAAAGACCGCUGCGCGGCACCUAGGCAGCCACCAUGUCCAUGGUCUUCGACGAGUACGGCCGGCCCUUCAUCAUCCUGAAGGAGCAGCAGGCCAAGAGUCGCAUCAAGGGCCUGCAGGCCCAGAAACACAACAUCAUGGCGCAUGGCGCUCGGUCUCCGGCUUGCUGCGAACCUCAUUAGGCCCAAAAGGGAUGGACAAGAUGAUGGUCUCGCCCGACGGCGACGUGACGAUCACGAACGACGGCGCGACCAUCUUAGAUAAGAUGGCGGUCGAGCACCAGGUCGCGAGAUUACUUGUGGAGUUGUCGCAGUCCCAAGACGACGAGAUCGGCGACGGGACGACGGGCGUUGUCGUGUUAGCUGGUGCUUUGCUCGAACAGGCCGAGAAGUUGCUCGAUCGCGGAUUGCAUCCCGUGCGAGUGGCGGAAGGCUUCGAAGCGGCCUGCCAGGUCUCGCUAGAAACCCUCGAGAAGAUCGCGGACACGGUGCACUUCGAGAAGAAGGUGGAUGAUAAAGUACUGGUCGAGACGGCGUCGACCACGCUCUCGUCGAAGAUCAUCAACGUGCACAAGAGGAAGAUGGCGCAGAUCGCCGUACGCGUUUCCGUGUCUGACACUUCAACGUGGCGGCGACGGCGCGGCCGCGUCGCGUCGACGGCGUCGCGGGCCUCGCAGAGCGUGCUGUUCGAGUUUGGGUGGAAACGAGACGCGUCGCUUCCACAACGCAGGUCGACGCCGUGUUAAGUGUCGCGCAGACGGUGGGCGACCACACGGACGUGAAUUUCGACCUGAUCAAGAUGGAGGGCAAGCCCGGCGGGCGGCUGGAGGAGACGGAGCUGAUCAAGGGCAUCGUCAUCGACAAGGACAUGAGCCACCCCCAGAUGCCCAAGGAAAUCCGGGACGUGAAGAUGUGCAUCCUCACGUGUCCGUUUGAACCCCCAAAACCCAAGACGAAGCACAAGCUCGACAUCAGUUCGAAGGAGGACUACGACAAGCUUUUUCAGCGGGAGCAGGCCUACUUCGGGGACAUGGUCGAGCAGUGCAAGGCCUGCGGGGCGAACCUCGUGAUCUGCCAGUGGGGCUUCGACGACGAGGCGAACCAUUUGCUGUUGCAGGCGGAGCUGCCCGCGGUGAGAUGGGUCGGCGGCGUCGAGCUCGAACUCAUUGCGAUCGCGACCGGUGGCCGCAUCGUCCCUAGAUUCUCGGAGCUCGAUGCGUCCAAACUAGGCCGGGCCGGAGUCGUGAGGGAGGUGUCCUUCGGCACGACCAAAGAAAGGAUGCUGGUGAUCGAAGAUUGCGCGUCCUCAGAAGCGGUCACAGUACUGGUGAGAGGCGGCAACAAGAUGAUCGUGGAGGAGGCGAAACGGUCGUUACAUGACGCCAUGUGCGUCGUGCGGAACUUGGUGAGAGAUAAUAGAAUUGUGUACGGUGGAGGGGCGGCCGAGAUCGCGUGUAGUGUGGCUGUCAGCAAAGCCGCCGACGCGGCGACGGGUCCCGAGCAGUACGCCAUCCGGGCCUUCGCCGACGCGCUGGACGACGUGCCCAUGGCCCUCGCCGAGAACAGUGGUUUGUCGCCGAUCGCCGAGCUCACCGCGGUCAAAGCGGCUCAGGUGGCACAAAACUGCCCGUUCCUCGGCGUCGACUGCUUGCAACAGGGCACGAACGACAUGAAGCGCCAGAAGGUCUUCGAGACGCUGAUCGGGAAGCAGCAGCAGGUCCAGCUCGCGACGCAGGUCGUCAAGAUGAUUCUGAAGAUCGACGACGUCAUCAUGUCCGGGGCCUACGCCUAGGUCUCUCCCCUUCUUGAUAUAAGUGGGGUUCGUUUUUACAUC